Molecule: messenger RNA, 1904 nt
Organism: Drosophila obscura
Lineage: Eukaryota; Metazoa; Arthropoda; Insecta; Diptera; Drosophilidae
Gene: l(3)72Dp
Product: gamma-glutamyl hydrolase
Exons: 4
Coding region: 362-1516 (384 amino acids)
Biological process (GO): tetrahydrofolylpolyglutamate metabolic process
Cellular component (GO): vacuole
Molecular function (GO): gamma-glutamyl-peptidase activity
Source: RefSeq, a predicted model, not a curated record
UAAAGCGCGGCUGAGUGCUUCCCCUGGAUCGAGCGCUGUCUGUACACUGUGUCCGAAUCGAACCCUGCACCCUCGACGAACGUAAACAGUUCGCGUAAUGUAAUCAAUUAAUCGAGGCGCUAUCUAUUGAACUGAAAUCAGCAGCGGUGGUUUGGUGAGGGGAGUGGAGUGUAGUGGAGGGAGGCCCUCGUGCAGCCCCUGCUGCUGCGUCAUCGUGCCACUGUUUGCCCACAAAUGUGAGCUUUUCUAUAAAUUUGAAUGUUCUCGCCAUAGCAUGGGACAGUUCUUGGUCAACGCUGAAGGCGUUCACACACACGACACUCAGGAAUAACAAAGAAAAGGAAUACCAAAACGCAUUAUAAUGCAACGACAUCAACUCCUCAGCUGUCUGCUGUUUCUGGGAAUCAUCCUACUGGCAGCUUCUGCGGAAAGUUCCCCCGUCAUUGGUGUGCUCACGCAGGAGGUCUACUCGGAUGGAUUGAUUUCGCGACAUUUCGUGAACAAAACCAGCUACAUAGCCGCCUCGUAUGUCAAGUAUUUGGAGGGUGCUGGUGCCCAAGUGUUGCCCAUUUGGAUUGGACGCAAUCGCAGCUACUACGAAGAUCUCAUGCACAAGAUAAAUGGAGUUCUCCUGCCUGGCGGUGCAACGUGGUUCAAUCAGAGCAAUGGCUACGGCGAUGCGGGUGAACAUCUCAUCCAAUUGGCGGUGCAGUUGAAUGACAAUGGCACCUUCAUGCCCGUCUGGGGCACUUGUCUGGGCAUGGAGCUGCUGGUCUACAAGCUGUCCAAUGGCACCGAGCAUCGCAUCAAUUGCAAGGGAUCAGGCAUCGCCUUGCCCAUGGAGUUUAAAGAAGAUUACAAACAGAGCCGCCUGUUCAAUGCCAGCCAUGAGGAUAUUGUUGCUCUGAUGGUCAAGGAGAAUGUCACCUAUCACUCGCAUCAGUUCUGCUACACGGAGGCGGACUUUGUCCGGGAUCAGUUGAACAAGUCGUGGCGCGUGGUAUCCCUGAAUCACGACCUGGACGGCGUCGAGUUCAUCUCCACCAUGGAGCAUGUGAAGUAUCCCUUCUACGGCGUUCAGUUUCAUCCGGAGAAGCCGCUCUUUGAGUUCGCGCGAGCGAGCAUUCCCCACUCGCACUCGGCGGUGCUGACUGGCCAGUACUUUGCCGACUUCUUUGUGAACGAGGCCCGCAGGAGCCCCCAGAGCUUCGCCAAUGCCACGGAGCAGGCGCAGUUGCUCAUCUACAACUACAAGCCGGAGUAUACCUCGAUACUGGGCUCCAGCUAUGUCCAGCAAUAUCUGUUUACCAACAAGGAAAUGGAUUUGCUUGAUAUUGAAAUCGAAGGGGGAGAUGAUGCAGGCCUUGACGGCGGCGACGAUGGCGAUGAUGGGCCCACAUACUACCACCCUCCCUAUGGGUACGGAAAUGGAAAUGACGGUGCUGCAUUCGUGUCCCUCGGUAUUGGACCCCUCCUCGCUCUUCUGGCCAUUGGAUUAUUUUCAAUUGAUUUCUGAUUUUCCCUGGCUAUCAGCUUGCAGCUGUGCAGCUGUUGUGCAUUUCAUUUUCCUACUUUUAAAAGACUGUGUUCACCUCCUCUGCACCCUCCACCCUCCUCGCAUUCAAUGCCCCACUAAACCGAUUGUUCUGCGAAUGCUUUUGCGCACUCGAAAUCUACGAAAUAUUGCCAUCAAUGCAUUUACUUGGAAAUCGCCUCAAGUGAAAUUUUUACUUUUAGAAAAACACUUUUAAGCACUCAAAAUACACUUGUUGAAUGCACUUUAAUAACCGACAACGAUUGCCACGUUUGAUAUUAUUUGAUAACAAAUGUCACUGAUAUUUUCCCACUGAUUGUUCGAUAGCUUUACUCUUUGAUCUUUUUAAAUAAAAUAAUUCGAUUUAUUA